UCAUGACUUCCAUGCCAGAAUGGGAGUAAAUCAGCCCAAACUUCGAUAUCUUCGUUCCCGACAACCAAGCAUUAAAGCUCCACUCCUCCUCCCGGCUGUUCGUCCUGAUCCUGGAUCAGCUUCCACUCCCCGCUCCUCUCCAGCUGUGGGCACCGCAGGACAGCAAACACCGACCCGGGAUCAGGAUUCACCGACAAAACUGUAGAACUUAAACUCAGCCCCCUUUUCUAAAACCAAGCCAACCUGUUGCGCGUCCGUGAAGGCAGGGUGUUGGCGCAUUGGGGAAAAGUUACAUAACCGUCUGCUUUUGAGAAUUCUCCUCGUCUUUGUUGCUGCUAAAUACAACUCGUCAGAGGUAAACAGCCUCACGUUUGAAGAUGUCCAAGAUCUGUGUUGUGGUGUUGAUGACACUUGUGUCUGUGGUGUUUGCAGAAGAACAGAGCUUGGAAGAUGACCCAUUUACCUUUGACUACUACAAACUGCGUGUUGGUGGCCUGAUUCUAGCUGCUGUCCUCUGUCUCAUUGGCAUCACCAUCCUGCUCAGUGGCCACUGCCGCUGCAAGUUCAACCAGAACAAAAGGAGUACAGGAAGAGGUGCUCAGCAGAUGCUCACUGACCAAGGUCGUGCCUGCGAGUGCUAGACGUCAACCCAGACACAUUCAGACUUCGUGACCCUUCAACCAGCAGAUAAGAUGGAGGCGCUGCAGCGGGAUUUGAGAUACCUUACGAGAGGCUUUUGUUUUUUAUUUAGGGAGAUCAACAGGAAGUAGUCUGUGUAGCUGCUGUGAGUUGCGAUGCUUUCUGCCUUAUGACUGAACUACUGACCUGCCUGCAGCCUACACCUCCACACAAAUACACAUACGGUUGUUCACAAAAUUUUUGUCACUUUUAUUUGAAGAUGACAUCAUACAGCGGUAAUACAAACCUAUAACCAAAAAUACCUUGUGUCUAUAUAUUGUUGGUGUCAGUGUCUACUUUUCUUGUCUGUACUGUAUGGCUUUCAUGUCAGACAUAUGAAAUCCACAUAGUCGUGAGUGAUAGAGUGCUGUUCAUAAUUCAUGAUAAUCUGUUAACUCUCAUGUUUUGCUUUAUGGAGAAGUGUAGUGGAUUGUGCUGUUCAGAGAUACAGAGCAAGUUUGUCAUGUUUCUAUAAAAGAACUGUUAAACCAA
This is a messenger RNA of Monopterus albus (swamp eel), 1170 nucleotides long. It is a transcript of the gene fxyd3, whose product is annotated as FXYD domain containing ion transport regulator 3. Bases 378 to 641 code for a protein of 87 amino acids. Gene Ontology annotation, molecular function: sodium channel regulator activity. NCBI's taxonomy places the organism in Eukaryota, Metazoa, Chordata, Actinopteri, Synbranchiformes, Synbranchidae. The transcript has 8 exons. Gene Ontology annotation, cellular component: membrane. Gene Ontology annotation, biological process: regulation of sodium ion transmembrane transporter activity. The record is from RefSeq and is a predicted model, not a curated record.